AUGAUCAAUGCUCCAAAGCAAAUUCUUGCUGACAGAAUCCUUUUUCUCAUAGAUAACUACAAAAUGUUUCGUUGUGAAGGCGUUUUCUUUCAUUCAUCAAUCCCAUCUUCUUCAAUCAUUGUUCCUGAAAACAUUGGAACGAAAUUACAAUACUUUUAUGUUGUAGAACCACUUCCUAUUGUCACUCUUAGUGAUUAUGUUCUCGAAAAUGGUGUAGAUCAAAAAUUAUUGCAAAAUUAUUUUCCUAACGUCUUAAAUACAUUAUCUUCUCUCCACUCAGUUCGAUUUCCAUACUUGGCACUCUCACCAUUUACAAUAGUUUUAGAUGAAAAACUUUGGCUUCGGCCGCCACCUUUGAAUCCAUACACUUCGCCUAAAUCAUUAAUGCCUCCUCCACCACAUAAAAAGCGUACAAACUACAUGGACAUCGAUUAUCAGCGUUUAUACAGAGCACCAGAGUGGAAAUCUGUUCCUCCAUUUUGGCAAUCAGAUUGUUGGGCGAUUGGCGCGAUGUUAUGUGAAUAUUUAAUAUAUGGACAUCCUAUAUUCAUGUCUUCUUCAGAUACAGAUCAAAUGCUUAUUACUCAAACAAUAUUAGGUCCAGCACCUUCGAAAUUAAACUGGCCAAUCACAAAAGAAGCCAAUAUAGCAGAUCUACCGCCAAUAUUAAUGAGAUUACUUGACUACGAACCACGCGUUAGACCUCCAAUGUGUCUCCAUAUCGCUAUCCAAAUAAUGAUGUUGAUAAAUGGCGAAGAAGAGAAAAGCGAUGAAUAUGAUGAGCGCUCGAUACAAACAUAUUCUAAUACUUAUUCAUAUUCCGAGACGCCUGAGAAAGAGAAACAACCUGUAAGGAUUAUCAAACAGUUCAAUAAUCCUCCACAAGUUUUUAAAGAAGAGAAAGUUCCUUUGAGUGAUAAAGGAGUCGGAUCUUCAACAAUCAAACAGAAUAAUGUAGACUUAAACGAAUCUUCAAACUGGGAAUUAGAUAUUCCUGCAAUUUCCCCUGCAAAAUUACAGUUUGAUCAUGCUCCUUUCUUCGAAAUUCCUCCGUUAAAUGCAAAAACUGAUGAAAUUCCACCUCCUUCGACUAAAUCUUCGAAAUCAAGUCAACAACCAAAACAGAAAUCAUCAUCUUCACAAAGCAAGCCAAGUUCCAUCCAAGAGAAAGAGAAACCUAAGACUCCACAAGAAAAAUCACCAAAAGUUGAAGAAAAACCAAAAAUUCCAGAAGAAAAACCACCAAAAGUUGUGGAAAAGCCAAAGUCUCCUGAAGAAAAACCUGUUAAUGAUAAUAAGGAUGAGAUUCCAUUACCUCAGCCUUUAAGUAGUACCAAAGCUGUUGAAGAAUAUAGUCAUGAAGAAGAAAAAGAAAGUGAAGAAGAAGAAAAACCAUUAAAUAUCACAAAAACAACGAAUAUUUCAACAAUGAAACUUCCUUAUGAAUCGCCAAUAUCAUCAGGAAUACCUUAUAGUUAUGUUUAUGAUUCAAGUUAUACUCCUCCUGUCAAAGCAAAGUCUUCUGGAUAUGAUUCUCCACCUCAGAAAGUUGAAGAGAAUUCUUAUGUUUAUUCAACACCAAAAAUCAUUGAAGAAAAAAUAUCUUCAAACGAGAAGAAAUAUUCAUCAUCAUAUUAUUCAAAGAAUGAAGAAGAGAAGCCUAAAACAACUUCAUCGUAUUAUUCUAAAAAUGAUGAACCUCAGCCACCAAAAUCUUAUUCAUCAUAUCCAUCAAAAUCUGAUGAAGAAAAACCAAAAACUUCAUCUUCUUAUUCUUAUAAAAAUGAUGAACAAAAACAAAAGCCAUCUCCUAGAGAUGAAGAGCAAAACAUCAAGCCAAAACAGAUUCAUUAUACAACAUCUUCGCAGUAUUAUGAUUACACAUCAUAUAAAUACAACUCAGAGAAGAAAUCUGAUGAAGAUAAAAAAGAAAUUAAAGUUUCAGAAAUUCCUAAGACAAAAAGUGAAAAUGCUGAACCGAAAACAUUCUCUUCUUAUACAUAUACGCCAUCGUACAUGAGUGAGAAAGACUUGAUUGAGCCAAUUGUUGGUUCUUAUUCUUCUUAUUACUCUGAUAACGCAAGGGUUCAAAAGAGAAAUCAAAGAAUUGAAAGGAAGAAUGAUAAUUAUUCAUAUUCUGCUAAUUAUGAGAAUAAGAAGUCAUAUUCUUAUAGUAACUACGAUAACCAACAAGCUAAGCAAGAUCGUUAUUCAUCUUAUUAUGAUAAUAAGAAAUAUUCAACUGAUGAAAAUCAAAAAUCUUCAUAUGAUGAAAAGAGAUAUUAUUCUGAUAAAUCAUAUAGCGAUGAAAUGCUUGAUUUGGAGAGAAGAGUAAGAGAAAUAGAGAACUCUUUCAACAGAUCUCAGAAAGAAAUCAGGAAACUCCAGAAAACAGUUUCGGAAUCACAAUAUAGUGAUGAUUCUUUCUUAGAUGUCCAACAGCAAAUAAGGAAAUUACAAGGACAAUUAAAGCAAAUAGAUGAUGAUAUUAUUGGUGGCUGUGUUGGCUGUGAAACAGGAAAUGCAGUUAGAAGAGGAAUGUCAAAGCUUGAAGCUGAUUUCAUGGAUAUUAGAAGUACUUUAUCUAGUUCCCAAUACUAA
Messenger RNA from Trichomonas vaginalis G3, 2601 nucleotides. RefSeq names its product casein kinase II subunit alpha family. Gene Ontology annotation, biological process: protein phosphorylation. The record is from RefSeq and is a predicted model, not a curated record. Lineage: Eukaryota; Parabasalia; Trichomonadida; Trichomonadidae. Gene Ontology annotation, molecular function: ATP binding; protein serine/threonine kinase activity. The transcript has a single exon. The coding region runs from base 1 to 2601 and encodes 866 amino acids. Gene Ontology annotation, cellular component: protein kinase CK2 complex; cytosol; nucleus.